Messenger RNA from Papaver somniferum (opium poppy), 1068 nucleotides. RefSeq names its product F-box/kelch-repeat protein At3g06240-like. The coding region runs from base 1 to 1068 and encodes 355 amino acids. The transcript has 3 exons. Lineage: Eukaryota; Viridiplantae; Streptophyta; Magnoliopsida; Ranunculales; Papaveraceae. The record is from RefSeq and is a predicted model, not a curated record.
AUGAAUAUUAAUAUAGAUGCUAUUAGACAUUCUCAUACUGAUUUUGAACAAUGGAUUAUAGGCUGGCUCCACUCUGCAGUUAGUAAUAUUUCUGCAUUAUGUUUGAGUAAUGAAAGUUUGAUAUGCAGGUUUAUGUGCAUUAUUUGGUACAUCUGGAAAGACAGGUGCUCAGAGGUUUUUCAAGAUCAGAAACCACAUUUGCAGAUCAAGAAUUGGAGACCUCCAGAUAAGGAAUUUGUGAAAAUAAAUAUUGAUGGUCCUUAUAUAUCACAUACAAAGCAAGGAAGUGUAGGACUAAUUCUAAGAAAUUUUGCAGGCACAUGUCUAGGAGCAAAAGGGACUCCUCCCUUUGGUCGUCGUCCAAAAAUAUACGUCCUACGAAAACCAAGUGAAAGUUCAUUCUUGUUUGCGUAUGAUUGCAAGAUUGAUGAUUACAAAUUGGUUAGAGUUGAGAGAUUUGAUCCAUCGUGUAGACCUGUUAAGCUGAGUUUUGAGGUUGAGGUCUAUACACUGGGAACUGGUUCGUGGCGAAAGAUUGGAAAUGUAUCUUACAUGGUUGGAAACCACGAACUUGGGGUGCUUGUUAAUGGUGCACAUCAUUGGUUUGUUGUUUCUCUUGAAAAAAUGUUGAUAGUACUAGUCUCUUUUGAUAUUUCGAAUGAGAGGUUUGUGGAGGUAUCACUGCCUACAGAGCGCUCGACAUACCCAGAAGAACCUCUGGAAGAUGAUAAGUAUGGGAAACAUGUGGCGGAGCUGAGAGGGCGUCUUUGUUUAGUUUUUCAUGUUUUUGGUGUUCGUGUUGAUGUGUGGGUAAUGCAAGAGUAUGCAGUGAGAGAUUCCUGGACUAAAAGCUUCAGAAUUACUGAAGAGACCAUUACCGAAGCAUUCAGUUUGAGGCUCAAAUGGAGUUUUGAGAGCAAUAAGAUUUUAUUGCAGGGCUAUGACAAGUUAAUCUUAUAUGACCCAAAGAGCGAAAGAUAUUGGAAACUCGCGGUUUGUCAAAUUACAGAUGUAGUUAACUGUGUAACCAGCCUUGUUUCACUUAACUCUAGUACAUAUCUGAAGUAA